Messenger RNA from Vitrella brassicaformis, 8323 nucleotides. NCBI's taxonomy places the organism in Eukaryota, Vitrellaceae. The record is from the annotation of a GenBank genome assembly.
GGUCAAUUCAACACCACUGGGCACAGUGUCUUGGAAGGGCUCCUGAUGAAGUUAGUACGCUGUGCCACCAUGAAUCACCGUUCUGGGUCCUUCCCGUGUUAGUGUGCCAUCUGCUGAUCUCGCGUCACCUCUCACGACACUACUCAUCGCAUCGCUCGCUUAACAGGCACAAGCGAAGUCAUAAUUGGAUGGUCUGCAAGCGUCGUGGAUGGAGGACUGAGAGAUCAUCGAGAGAUCAUCGCCCUUGGCGACCAAGACAAGACAGGUGAGCUGUGACCUGACUGACAACGUCACGAUGUUAUUCCUCAUCCUAUGUGAUGCUUCUGGGUGUGUUGUGCGCUUCACACAGGUGUGAUUCGCUUGUGUGAUUCUCGAAUCCACGAGGCGGUACGUAUCUGCCUGCCUGACUGCACACGUAUGUACUCCUUGAUAUUGCCUCCUCUUCUCUCUCCUACAGAUUGGACGCUGCGACAGAUUGUGGUGCUUGAUUUGACCAACCCUUUAUUCAUCUGCCGCUCUGGUAGAGCCGUACAGAAACCUCACAGCUCCAGCGUGAAGCUAAUCCAAGGACCAACGCAUGGUAAAGCAUAGACAGCCGACAAAGAAAGGGAUUGGCAAAUGUGUGCUACGUGUAUGUGAAGGCGCGGCUCGGUGAGAGCAGUGGAGGCAUCGUUGGUGUGAGCAGUGUCCCCAUCGACACGUAUCCCAGCUGCCACGUCGGAAAGCAUUUCUGCAAGAUAUGUGGCGACGGUCGGGACUGCUACGGUCGGGACUGCCCCCGUGCGCCGCACUGUCCAGAUCGCAUCCGACAUCUAUCGAGGUCCGCAUCGUCAGGUUAUGACGGAAAGUACUCGGAUGCCUGCACAAAGCCGAACACAACACAGACGGGUGAGCAGCUGAGGGAGAGGGCCAUGCCCGAGUGCACUCAUUCACAUGGCAUGUAUGCUGUUGGCCUGACUGAUCUCAGGAGGAGAGUGUGCCAACGGGCAGGCCACCACGACUUGUGCGCCUCCAAGUGUCAACGGGACCCUGCCCGCCGGUGAGUGCUGGGAACAGCAGCAUCCGUACACUGUAUAUAUUCAUUUCGUCGGCAAAACGAACGAUGCGCCGCCAACAAAUGCCACUUGAGAAUCAUCUGUGUGCACUGCCUGUGUCGUGUGUUGGUCUCGACUUCAGGUUUCGGUCAACCCGAUGGCCCGGGCGGUCUGCCACUGCAGCAGGAAAGCACAGAGGCACCUGCAGGUGACUCAGGUUGACACAUGUCUGCCCACAAAGCCACCUCAUGCACGCCUCUCUACGCCUGUCAUCCCCCGUGUCUUGUCUGUCAGUGCAUGGCAACGUCUCCGCAGGUGACGCACACACGGCCGACGAGCUGCAGCACGGCCACGCAGGUGAGUGGCAAUUGGCAGCACCAGAUCGGGCACCGUACAUGUACUCGACUCAUUCGCUUGGUUCAUGUGUACUGUCGUUCAGAUGCCCCGAUGCAUCCUCAUUCUGCCGCUGGUGAGAAUUUGCCCUCAGAGGCCCCCGUCGACGCCUCUGUUCGCGUCUGUAUGUCAGCCCUUGGUGAGUGGGUGCACCGGGGAGGUGAGUGGGUGCACCGGGGAGAGUCCCUUCCGCCAUCUCGGCAGUCAGCGCCACCGACAACUCAACAUACCUCAAAGGUAGUGUCAGCCAACAGACGUCCACCCAGCUGUUUGUCGUCUCAUCGCGGCCUUGCGUCUUUCUCCAGGUGACGACCGAAAGGGCUGGGGAGGUGACACUUGGGGAGCGGCUCCUCCUCGUCGACGAAUUCAAGCAACGCAAACGGGCCGGACAGGACGUCUCGAUGGUGCGGUUCGCGCAUGAGAAGGGCGUCGGCGUGAGAAGCUUCGAAAGGUGGCACAGCGCGAUCACGAAGCAGAGGGAGGCGGGCAUGCCACUGACGGACCCGACCAAGAAGCGCAGCCGGCGGCCCAAGUACCAGGAGAUUGAGGACCAGCUCGUGAACUGGAUGGCCUUCCAAAGGCCAUCAGCCGGUUCGACGGGUGUUUCGCCGAAGGCCGUCAGGGCCAAGGCAAUGGAGAUUGCCGGGCGGCUCGGAGUCGAUGCCUUUUCAGCCAGCAACUCAUGGAUGGCAGGCUUCAAAAAACGAUACCAACAGGUGGGACGGGCAACAGACACAGGAACAUCAUCUUGCGUGGACUCAUUCCUGCCUUUUGCCUCAUGCAGUCUGUCCAGCUCAAUGGACAGCCUGCAGCUGCAGCAGCGGCCGCCGAUGCAGACAGUGGCACCGACGGGAUAACGGUAAGGAGCAGCACGUGAAUAGCUAUCAUAUGCUCAUGCGGCGAUGAACGUCUCCGUUGUGCAGAUGAAGGAGGAGGAAGAUUUCACACAUACCAAUCACCUGCCCUUCACACAUACCAAUCACCUGCCCGAGGUAGCUCGAUGGAAUGACCCCACUCUUGCAUUUGGCUCCUGUGUCUGAGUGCAUGUUUAUGGUGUAUGCAGGGGUGUGGUCCAUGUCCUUCAUCCGUGGCCCCCUUCCCAGCGUGUGGUUCCACACCGCUCGUGGCUGGCUCGGCGGCGCCGGCAACGGAGCAGCCGAUCUGUCCGUUCUUCCCCGAUCCCCCAGCGCCCCCGUUGCCCGGCUCACAGCAAUCAGAUUCGCUGGAGGGCGCGCUCAUGCAGCAGACGCCAGCACCGGCGGCACCGGCGGCACCGGCGCAGUCACACCACACAGCCAGCUUCGGUGCCGAGUUCGCGACUGCAGCGGCGCCUGCUGCAGCUGCUCCAGCCUCCCCAGAGCAGACGUACAACACUCAUCGAUUUAACGAGCCUCGCAAACGGCCUGCGUCGUCGACCAACAGACAGGUACGUCCACGCACAGCCAGCGACAGUGCUUAUCUGGUGCUUAUCUGGUGCUAAUCUGCAGUCAAGUAUGGGAGCGCCUGAGGGUCAGCCGGCUGCGGCCGCUGCAGACGUCGAGACAUCAGAUGUGCACAUGGGAGGGGAGGGCGACGCAGGCAGGGGAUCGAAGCCCUCAGGGGGCAACACAAUGAGCGUAAGCACUAAACGUGAACGGUCGCUUUAGUGCUGUUCACGUUUUAGUGCUGUUCACGUCUGCUCAUUCAGAUGGUGCAGUCAACCGCUCAAAUAGAGCCACCAAUGAAGAUCCAUAGGGACGAUACCCGCAGCCAUCGAGAGGCGCGGCCGUCUGUGGUGAGCGGACUGCAAUGAGACGGACAAACAAACAGGAACAUUGCUGUUGCCUCUGAUGUGUGCAGGUUUUGUUUGAUCCGUUGGUCAAGUCUGCAGCCACUGUCGACGAUCGCCUCAGUGCCGUACAAGAGGUGUGCAUUGAAAAAGGAACAGCAGUGGCUACCGCCUGCUUGCUGAACCUACGGGCUCCUACUGUCCUUUGCUGCCUGUUGUUCCCCCGAGCAGGUUGCCUUGACUGUCGAUGACCAUCUGAGUUCCCUGCUACAGGUGAGCAUCGCCAGAGGCAAGAAGACCUGUCAUGCUGAAUCCGCCGUGUGCUAUCAGGAUGAGGAUGAUGGCACCCUUUUGCCUGAGGGUACGGCUCCUGAGACCGUAUCGACUGGCAGCCCGACGAACGAGGGCGACAGGGACACUCCACAGCAAACACACGUAUGGAGACCCACACAGCGAGUCAAGUGGAUAUCUGAUGGCUGCUUGUGUAUCGUAUGUUGCCUGCAGGUGAUUGCCGACAGCAGUCUGAGUGCGGAUGAGUGGAUUUCGCUGCGCAAUUGUCUCAUACAGUAUCUUGAGCGAGCAGGGCCGACACAACAAGACAGCCCGACUCGCCUGAGGGAGCUGAGGUGUCAACUGCCUGCCCUCCGGGCCCUGCUCCUCUAUGCACUGACAUCGCUAUACGAAGACCAGGUGAGACAGACGCUCAGGCAGACAAACAGGGAGGUUGAAGGCAGGUCGGAUCAGGCAGUGAUCACACAGACAGGAAGACGGGGAGACAGAUGGAGGGAGGGAGGGAGGGAGGGAGAGAGAGAGGGAGGGACACGCAGACAAGCAGGCGGAUAGACAGAUCGACCAACGAUGAAGCUUUCGGAUUGGAGUCUCAUGUUUGGCGCUGUCUCUGUGUGUGACGUGCUUGCCCACCCGCCCAUCGAUCAGAUCCAUCCCUUCUUCUGUGACAUCGAGCGGCGUCUGCAGGAGCUGCAGGCGCCGCCAGUGGUGGAGAAGCACUUCCUCGCCCUCUACUCACUCAUGCCUGCCGUCUACGAAGUCACACCCGCACCACACGACAACACCGCCACCACACGCGACAGCCCUUUCGUGCGGCCCUUUCCCUUCCCGUCGCCGUCCACGCGUGUGUAUUUGCGGAGCGAGCACAUUCCGUGUGGGUUCAGGGGCUGGGUGGACCAGAAAUCGAGUGUCAACCCGUACCCCGAGCGUGUGUGGCGGCAGCUGUCAGACUACCUGUGUGCGCUCUUGCGGGACGGGGGCUGCGGCAGGGGCGAGGCCACGGGCGAGCUCGCCUACCAGUUCAAAGGCGGCAGAUACGGAAUGGCCAUGGAACUCAAAAAGAGGUCACUCCACUGGACCAAGUAAGCACCAAACAAAGGCAGGAGGAAGACACAUGGGCCCAGCAACACACCUGUGUCUGUUCUGGUGUGUGUGUGUUGUCACGGCUGUUCAGUGAGUGGACGUUGGGUGAGAUGUGCCACAUAGUGCAGCUGGCCAUCACCAAAGGCCUCCUGGCCUACGAGAACAACAUCCUCCAGCCGGUCGCCGUGUGCAAGGGCAUCGCGUCCGCCGUCCUCGAGGUCACUCCACGCACACAGGCCCAGCCCACCUCGCCCACCACACCCACCUCGCCCGGGUUCCCAUCCACCACCAUCACCACCAGCGAUUGCCUGGCGGACGAGUGCGAUGGCCGCGGUGGCAGGGGCGGCGGGGCGGCGUGCCUGAAGGAUGUCGAGUUGGCCAAGGAGUGCAUCAGCAUCUCGCAGGGCAUACUACGCAGGCAAUUCAAACGACGAGUCAAAGUGGACGAGGUGUGUCGCGUGUACAAGAACAGGGACAACAGAGUCACCAUCCACGCCACUAACUACAUUCCCGAACCGGGAAUGGAACCACUCACACCACUCACAGCACGGGUACGUCACAUCAAUGACGGGUCUUGCGCUCUCGUGUCUGAGUGCAUGUUUAUGGUGUAUGCAGGGGUGUGGUCCAUGUCCUUCAUCUGUGGCCCCCUUCCCAGCGUGCGGUUCCACACCGCUCGUGGCUGGCUCGGCGGCGCCGGCAACGGAGCAGCCGAUUUAUCCGCCCCACCGCCGUCUCUCAGCGGACCCGCACUCAACGCUGCUCACCCCGUCGCUCGGCUCACAACAAUCAGAUCCGCUGGAAGGGGCAGGCAUGCAGCAGCCACCAGGGGCAGGAGUGCUGUUUACUGCUCAGGUACAUAGCACCGCCAGCAACAGCGACAGUCUCAAGGAAACAGAGAUAUGUCUUGCCUGUCCUGCAGGAGCAAAUGCAUGACGAAGACGCUGCGGAUAUGGUAGAUGGAUCUUUCGUCAGCCGACAGGUAGAGGCCAGGACUGUUCUAUCCCAGCAAACACAUAGGGACGAAGCAUCGUCAUGACAUCUGCUUCUCCUUGCCUGAGCAGGAUCGUCCUGCCCUUUGUGGACAUAGCAGCGGGGGACAGGUACAGGCAUCUUGAUCAAUGUGACGUUCGUGCACUUCCUUGCUCUAUGUCUCUGUAGGUUUGCCCCGUAUCAUCUGAGCAAAUGGUAGGAGGGAUGCUCUGUCACGUUGAGAGCGCGCAUGUGAUGCUUUCUCAGUCCAUGGCGGCGAGCACGGCAUGGUCUUGGCGGCCACCAGACCCACCCUUCUGCUUCCUGGACCAUCCACCACUAGCACUGGUUCGACACCAUGAGUCCUCUCAGAUCCCCAUGCCUUUGUGGACAUUCAUGCUGUCUUGCAGGAACCGAGGUGUGGGGAUCCUCCAUCUCCGAUGUGUGGGGAUCCUCCAUCUCCAUCCGCAUACCGGACACGCUCGUUGACAUCAGGUGAAUGAAGGAGCAAAGCACACGGACAGAUCCAAACGGGUGCACUGUGCAUGAAAUGGCUCGUCCUGCGUGUGUUCCUACAGGUGCUUGGCCCAUUUUCACAAGGUUGUCAGUUCUGUUUGCUCUUCGCCACCAUUGGAACACGAUCGAGCUCGACCGCAUCCGCUGUCCUUCACUGGCCGACCCAAGGGACACGUCCGCCCCGGCAGAGGACCGGCACGUAUGGCUGACCGCGGCCAGUGCCGAGAGCAUCAUGGGUGCGGAAGGCUGGGACAUCAGCCUGCUGCCGGCUGCCAUCGACGCGGACGCCCGCAGGCUGCCGUUGCGCCACCUCUACCGCCUUCAAGUGUUCCGCAAGCCGGCCAAGUACCUGUACGAGAGAGCGACUAAGUACGACGACCAGUGCUCCGUCCGUGUGUAUCGGGGAGGGCAGCUGGUCGAGGCGAUACGCUAUGUCCCGGUUGGGAAGGGUGACGACGACAAGCGGUGCGCCACAUGUGUGAUGCCGCGUGAUGGUGGGGGCGUAUGCGGCAGGCAUACCCUCCCCCAGAACAUGGUCAUUGUUCACCUGCAAAGGACACACGGACGGAAACUCCUGACUGAGGCACAGGUGAGCAGCAGAGCGACACCUUCACGGUUUUCACUCACGUCUGUAUUGGUGUAUGCAGGGUCUUCAUGCGCCUUCUGGGCCAUGCGUGGAUGAUGGUCGCCCUAACGAUUGUGCAUCCAUCGGCAGCAGUCCCGAGCCGGUAAGUGGACGGCCCACACGGUCGCAUCCCACCACGCGGUGCAUGUCCUUGUGCUCAGGCCGUGACAAACAAUCAGCAGCCACGAAGAGACGGGGAAGAAUCCACUUCAUCGCCUUAUGUGGAUGCCACCGGCAUCCCCACACCAUUCGACCGGCCCCUGGCAGUGUCCACGCUUAUUGCCGGAGGCGAACCACCGGCAGAACAGUCAGUGGCUGCCGGUGGCCCAGUGACACAUGAUGGACCGUUUUGCCCGGUGAGAAAGCUGACACCUGCACCAACUCAUGUACCUAUGGUCAUCUACGCCUGAGUUUGCCAGAUGCAGGAAGUCGUCCCGUGGCCACCGUCCCUUCCCUCUUCUCAGCGGCCAGACGAGGUCCCGUGGGCGGACGAGACCUUGGUGGACUCGUUCUUUCUCCCCAAGCAGAAUGAAGAGCGAUUCGACGCACAGGUAGGUGGGGAGCUGUGGCCAUCGACGCCCAAACCACUCACACGUCGUGGUGCCUGUUGCGGGACAGAUCUGUCGCUCGAUUGGCGCCAUGGCGGCUGUCGCUUCGUCAUCCUCCGCCGCUGGGUCUCGGCCGCAGACGCCGGUCAGUCAAGACAGCACACGUAUAUCAUUGCGUAUUGCGCAUUCGUUUCAGCAGCUUUUGUCCCGCCGUGGCCCUCAGUGUUACGAGGAGGGCACUCGUGUGUGGAUGGUGUCGACUGUCGCGAAGAGGGGCAUGGCGCUGGCCGAGGUGUAUCGCGUGCAGCCGACCGAGGGAGGGACGGUGGUCUACAUGAGGGAGGUCGGCGGCACGGAGCUGUUCCAGAAGGUCGUGCCGCACAAUCAGACCCAGACACCACCGUAUCAGCAACUGGUACCCACACCCAGCAGACACGCACUUUACAGCAGUCAGGCGCAGAGAGGAGAGCUUGGGGUGUGUGGUCAGGGGCCUGAUGGCGACGGCAAGUUGUUUCGGUGCACUCAUCGAGAGGGCGUUGUGAAUUCGGGCGAGACCAACGCCGGAGCGCAGCCCUCCAAGAGCGUAAGCACACACGCACACACACACACACACACAUGGACCAGCCCAUGUCUGCGUCUGUCUGUCCAGGUGUGUGUUGGUGACGGCAACAAGCGAGCACGUGUGGCUGCCAACCCGGCUGCUGCUGCUGGGGGUGCUGUGGAGGACGGCGAUGCAGAGCAGCAACAGCGCAUAGAAACGGUGAGACCAGCCAGAGGGAUCUGCGGUGAAUGGCUGACAGACACACUCAUUCCUCCCUCUGUCUGUGUGUGUGUUCUGCAGAUUUGUUCGUUGGUGAUGGAGUUCCUUCCCCUUCAUGUGCUCAUCCCCCUCUCCCUGUGGCUGGCCAAGAGCACCAAGCAGAUGUGGGAACAAGUGGGCCCAGCCACACACGGCUCUUCAUCGACUGCGCCACCAAGGACGACGAGCACUGCUGGCGAUCGCCGACCGAGGGCCGCACCUUUUGGCAGCGGAUCCCUCUCGAUUACAUCAAGCGGAUAGCGGCACGGCUCACCGGCCUCACUCACAUCGCCCUCUGCC